UGCAAAUAACGUGACGACAGAUUUGUAUAAAAGAAACGAUGCUAACGAUAAAUUUAACGGAUUAACACGAACAGAGCAAAAUGUCGAUCGUCUACCUUAUUUUGAUCUGCCUGCCGGCCUUGACCAUGGCCCAGAACGUGAACUUGAAGCCCUAUAACGUCACGGCCGCCGUGCUCUUCUUACAGGUCGACACGAACAUGAAUAACAACGUGGACAAGACUGAGCUUCACGCCAGUUUCCUGUCCUACGACACCGACGGCGACGGCAGAAUCACCAGACACGAGUACACCACCUACGUGGACGCCCACAGCCCAGCCCUCCACCCCCUGUCCCACGCCCUCUACGACAUCUACGACGUGGACGGUGACCACCAUCUGGACGAGCACGACUUCGACAACUUUUAUGGUUUAAUGGACACCGACAACAACGGAAUCGUCAGCGAUGAUGAAUUUAUCAAAUACUGGGAGAUUCUCUUUGUUGACCUCGAACAUCUUCACGGUGGUGGACGCUAAAGAACGCUGAC
Messenger RNA from Physella acuta, 523 nucleotides. RefSeq lists its product as uncharacterized. The record is from RefSeq and is a predicted model, not a curated record. Lineage: Eukaryota; Metazoa; Mollusca; Gastropoda; Physidae. Gene Ontology annotation, molecular function: calcium ion binding.